Molecule: messenger RNA, 1371 nt
Organism: Hydra vulgaris (swiftwater hydra)
Lineage: Eukaryota; Metazoa; Cnidaria; Hydrozoa; Anthoathecata; Hydridae
Product: pre-mRNA-splicing regulator WTAP
Biological process (GO): regulation of alternative mRNA splicing, via spliceosome
Cellular component (GO): nucleus
Source: RefSeq, a predicted model, not a curated record
UUAGCGAUGUCCAUAUUAUUGCAUGUAUAUCUUUAGGUGUAGUUACAUGUUAGGUAAAUACUAAUGAAAGAAUCAGCUGUUAUGGAGCCUUUUGCUUCACCUCCUCCUCCACCUCCUCUAUUAGCUCCAACUAAAAUUAUACUUACUCUUGAAGAUAAAGAAACAAUGUUGAAAGAAGAGAUAUUAAAAAAAUGGGAUGACUUACAAAUAUAUGUGAAGUACUUAGAGCAGCAAUUAGAAGAUUUAUCAAAACCUCUUGACCAGAAAUUAAAGCUUCAGCAACAGGAGUCUGCGAGAAAAGAAAAUCUUCUUGUUAUGCGAUUAGCAAGUAAAGAGCAAGAAAUGCAGGAGCUAGUUGCACAAAAUCAAGAGUUAAAACAAGCUCAAACUCCAUCAAUGAAUCAGCUGCAGAGUAUGCUCAUUGAUCCGGCUGUCAAUUUACUAUUCGAAAAAAUGAAAACCGAACUUACGGAAACUAAAGAUAGACUUGAGCAAGCACAAAAUGACUUAAAUGCGUGGAAGUUCACGCCCGACAGUGUCACUGGAAAGAAACUAAUGGCAAAAUGUCGCAUGUUAAUUCAAGAAAAUCAAGAACUUGGAAUGCAGUUGUCACAAGGUAGAAUUGCACAAUUGGAGGCAGAGUUAUCGUUGCAAAGGAAAUAUAGUGAAGAACUAAAAGCUAGUCAAGAUGAAAUGAAUGAGUUUGUGAUCCAGUUAGAUGAAGAUAUGGAAGGCAUGCAAGCAACAAUAUGUGCAUUGCAGCAACAAUUAAAAGAUGCAAAAACACUAAAUCAAAGAUUAGAGCAAGAAAAUAAACAAUUGCGUAAAGCAACCGAAUAUACUUUAUCAACACAUAAAAAUCAACAUUUUGAUGGUUCAAACUCUAUUGAAGAAAAAAAUUUCGGAAGCAGUCACUUGAAAAACUAUGAAAAAUUAGACGUGCUUGAAAGAAAUCAUUUAAAUCAUCAAGCUGUCAAAUUAGAAGAAGACUCUAUUGAAAGAACAGAUCCGAAUGACAAAAUCGGUUCGCCAAUGAGUAUAGACAGAAAUAGUGAAGUUAAACUUCAGUUGGACUCUUCUACUAAUGGUUGUACUGACCUGUAUAAAGACAAUGAAAUUUCAGUGCACCUAGAUCAUUCACCUGAUGAUUUUGCUCACUCCGUAAAUAUAAACAAUGAAUCUUCACCUCGGUUACCCAAAGGAGUUACAAAGACUUCAUUUUCUAUUACCGAUCUUUUAGCUGACAGUACAAAUAAAGAAUCUUGCAAUACAAUUUCUGAAGUGACUAUGGAAAUACAAAAGCGAGAAGAAAGAAACGGUGUUCUUAGUGAAGCUGAUGGUUCAGCUGUCUAAAUAUAUUUAUUUUUUUAA